Priapulus caudatus is the source of this 642-nucleotide messenger RNA. RefSeq lists its product as uncharacterized. Gene Ontology annotation, molecular function: calcium-activated potassium channel activity; potassium channel regulator activity. The transcript is spliced from 4 exons. Gene Ontology annotation, cellular component: voltage-gated potassium channel complex; membrane. The record is from RefSeq and is a predicted model, not a curated record. Lineage: Eukaryota; Metazoa; Priapulida; Priapulimorpha; Priapulimorphida; Priapulidae. Bases 135 to 539 code for a protein of 134 amino acids. Gene Ontology annotation, biological process: detection of calcium ion; potassium ion transport.
UAAGAGACCUGUAACUACAUCGAGCUCCGGUAGCAUCAAAUCAUAGUGAUGCGACGGCAUGCUAACAUUGUGAGCACGUCAACAUUAUACGGCACGGAUACCCGCAUACCGCAGACGAUAUAGCAAUUUUCAAGAUGGCGGCUAAAGACGCACCUGAAGAUAAAUCUGCAGGCGGAUUGGUCGGCCUCGCCAUCAGGUUCUUGGGCGCGGCUGGAUUCCUCAUGGUUGUCGUGGGUUUUCCGCUUCUCUGGAUCAGGUUCGCUAAGCCUUAUUUGAGAACUGACGAGUUUCUGGAGACGAAGUGUACGGUUAUCCGGAGCCAGCUGGACGGAGAGUACCCAUGUGCAGCCAGGUGCAGGGGCAGGACACCUGAUCGAUGUUACCGUCAGCUGCGGUACCCGUGCGUGACUAUAAGCGUCUCCUAUAACAUCACGACGACAGACAACGAGGUGGUGCCGUGGGAAGGAAGCCUGUACGAGGACGAGCGCACCUACGUGCAGUUCAAGAUGAAGGGCGGGAAGUGUUUUCUUCGGCUAUAACCAAAAUGCCUCCGCAGACACAAAUAUUCUCGGACAAUACUAAAGCGAGCUCUGGAGCAAGCUUGGUCGCCUUGUGGUCAGGAGGGUAUGAGAGUACAGCUGU